UUACAAAACACAACUAAAAAUGAAUACGAUAGAGAUAUGCGGUGCUAAAACUAAGAUGAAACAAAUUAUUCGAGAUAUAAAUAUAAAUUAUAAUUGCAAGAGUGUACGAGGAAACCAUAAUUUCAAAAAUAGUGGUGUAAGACGGGAUGAAGCUGCUGCUAUACGACUCAAAUUUCCAACAAAAGUUCCGAUUAUUCUUGAGAAAUAUCAUAAGGAAAGUGAUUUACCGCAUUUAGACAAAAGGAAGUUUCUAGUUCCUCAGGAAGUGUCAAUAUCACAAUUUUUAUGCAUUAUUCGUAAUCGUAUGAAACUGAGCUCAAAUAAAACAUUAUUCUUUCUUAUUAAUAAUCGUUCUCUGAUCCCUAUAAGUCGUACAGUAGGCGAAAUAUAUGAAGAAUAUAAAGAAAUUGAUGGAUUUUUAUACAUUACGUAUGCAUCACAAGAAGCUUUUGGAUUAAAAAUGGUUUAA
Messenger RNA from Culicoides brevitarsis, 469 nucleotides. Its product is annotated as microtubule-associated proteins 1A/1B light chain 3B-like. NCBI's taxonomy places the organism in Eukaryota, Metazoa, Arthropoda, Insecta, Diptera, Ceratopogonidae. Bases 20 to 469 code for a protein of 149 amino acids. The transcript has 4 exons. The record is from RefSeq and is a predicted model, not a curated record. Gene Ontology annotation, cellular component: autophagosome membrane; cytosol; autophagosome. Gene Ontology annotation, molecular function: ubiquitin protein ligase binding. Gene Ontology annotation, biological process: autophagosome assembly; autophagosome maturation; macroautophagy.